AUGAAUGGUCAUAUAUGGAAACAAUGUUCAAAUGAAGUGUCAAACAACAAUGAUAUGAUAGCUUGCAGUACAAAUGACGUAGAAAGUAAUCGACUAAAAGGUUACGAAAAUGACAUACGUAAGAGACGUGAACUUUACCAGCAUCGAGCAAAGGAAGAAGCAUUUUUAAGAGACUCAUUGAGAGGGUCAAGAAAAUUACAGUUGCUAGAGAAUCACAGCAGUUUUAGCGAUCGAAAAUUAUCUACAGGAUACAAAAAUGGUACCUUGUUUGGUGAUACGAAAAUAAAAACAGGUUAUUGCAAUAUUGGUUAUGAAACCGGCAAUACUUCUGGUGAUCAGUUUGAAAAUCAGAAGUGUGAAUCAAUCCCUCUGGAACAGGUAAUAUUAUCAGUGAAUCGCGUUGCUAGACAUUUAGACAAACGUGAAGGACGUGAGGAAGAUUCAAAACUACUCCGUGAUUUCUUCAUGCAGAAGCCUGUACAAACGGCGAUCGAAAUUAGCAAUAUUAGAAGCACUAAUAAAAUCUUAAGCAGCUCUAAUUUUUUACCGUAUUAUCAUGAGACUAUAGAAUCUCAGCCUACCUCAUCUGCAGACUUAUCGAAUACUGAAAAUGAUGCUCAGAAUAUUAUAGCAUGUACACGAAUGCAGGGUGAUCUGAAGAUCGUCAAAGUUACUAAAUCUAGUAACUCAUAUCUUGGUGCAACGGUUCGCAAUGAAGGUGAAAAGGUAAUUGUUGGACGUGUAAUACGAGGUGGCAUGGCGGAAAGAUCAAAUUUAUUAGUUGAAGGUGAUGAAUUGAUUGAAGCUAACGGAAAUGACUUGCGUGGAAAGAAUAUAAUGGAAGUUUGCGAUAUUUUGAGAUCUAUAUCAGGUGAGCUAUCACUUGUGGUAGUACCUUCAAGCAAAGCUAAAAGUUCCGAUCAGAUAGCUUUUGCAAAUCAAGUUCGACACUUUCGAGCACUAUUCGAUUACGAUCCUGAAGUAAAAUUUAUUUCUUAA
Molecule: messenger RNA, 999 nt
Organism: Thelazia callipaeda (thelaziosis nematode)
Lineage: Eukaryota; Metazoa; Nematoda; Chromadorea; Rhabditida; Thelaziidae
Source: the annotation of a GenBank genome assembly